Messenger RNA from Nematostella vectensis (starlet sea anemone), 1593 nucleotides. RefSeq names its product cerebellar degeneration-related protein 2-like. The transcript is spliced from 3 exons. NCBI's taxonomy places the organism in Eukaryota, Metazoa, Cnidaria, Anthozoa, Actiniaria, Edwardsiidae. The record is from RefSeq and is a predicted model, not a curated record. Bases 189 to 1412 code for a protein of 407 amino acids.
AAAGAGUUGACAUCUGGCGUCUACGAGCCAAUCUUUCUUUUGCUCCCUCCACUCAUUGUCUUCUGUGUUUGUUUGAUGACGAAGAGGCAAAAUUUACUUACUUUAUUACUCUACAAGAGGAAAGAAAAAUAUAUGCGCCUCAAAGAUACCUUUUUCUGAGUGAACGCAACAGGUUUUUAUACUAAAAUAUGGAUAAUGAUAUAACCCAUUUGGUGGGGAAAUGCAGUCAUUGCGAUAAUCGAUGGAAUAUAUUCGAUCUCGAGUUGGCCGCAGAAAUCGGUAAAAACCUACUGGAGAGGAACAAGGAAUUGGAGAUAUUACUCAAAUCAUCGCAUCAGUUUUCCGAGGAACAAGCUCUUAAAAAUGAGUUUUUAAGCAAGCAGUUGGAAACUUUACGCGAGGUAAACGAGAACAGACUGAAAGCAUUUGAGCAAAUGGAAAUGACUGCCAUGGAGUUACAGAAAGCGAACAUGAAGCUGCAAAACGAAACCAGCUCCAUGAAAAAGCGGUACAAAGACCUGGCGGAAAUGGUGGAGAACCUCGACACAAAAUGCGAGGAUUACAGGGUCGAGAUCGAAGAGCUUCAGAGGGAACGAACGAGACUGCAGAAGGAAUUGUCCGUGGCUUUGGCAAUUAAACUGGAAGAACAGACAGAGGAGAAAGAAACGAGCGAUGAAAACGCUAGACGGUCAUCAGUCAAAGAUGAAGAUACCGAUGAGAAAGAGAGAGAACUGGAGUUACUCAAUGAAAAAAUAUCUAAUCUUAAGGUUCAGCAUUCUGUUGAGACUCGAAAGCGGGAGGAAUUAGAAUACGAAUUGUCGGAGCUAAUUCGCGAAAACCAGCAUCUGGAAAGUCAACUUCGUGAGUUUGCGAAGCAAGCCGAGGAAUGGAGACUCGCAGCAUCAGAAGCCUCGCUUCCCGAGCGUGCAAUCGAUAUCUUGUUGGACGGAGGCGAGGAUCACAAUGCCAGUCGCGAUGAUGAGCCGGAGGAUGAUUCGUUUGUUGUCGUAGAGGACGAGGAGCUUUCUCGGCAGACGAGUUUGGCUUCUGAUCACAGCGCCGUUGUCGUUUUAAGCCCGAGUGAAGAACGGCUUUCGGUUAUGCGAGAUCACAGCACGUCAUUCUUUUCCGAGCUCGAUAACCAGUACCACGAACUUGUACGGAAAUACGAUGCACUGUUGGAUAAGUGUAAAUAUGGGGGACUCGGUACUGGCUCGGCUAUUCCGAUGGUGCAACGAGCAGUCCAAGUUAGUCCGAUGUGUGAUCAACCACCAUCAACAUUUGACAAUAACGCGAAAACAUCACACGGAUUUAAGAAAAUGUUUAAAGAUAUUUACAACAAAAUAGAGGAUACGAAAAACUUUAGACCAAGUAGACCCGGAACCCCGGAAGGCAAACUAUUACAGGGAUAACUUCAAUAGAAAAGACAAUAAAAUUGCUGAUUCGCUUGACUCCAUAUAACGUGGUUCCUAAAUUAACAAUGAAAAAAUCGCAUUCUGAACUGAGUUGAUUAAUAAGACCAAUUUGGUUUAAUAAAAAGCACACAAUGCUUAUUACUUAGCAAUGAAAUAAUCAAUGGUAUCAAAAACCUUA